AUGGAGAAGCCGGGCGAAACGAAGAACUGGAACUCGCUGAAGAGACUGGCUUUAGACCUCUCUCCGAUUUAUGCACCACCAAGUGAGGUUGAGCAAAUCAGGCCGCAUAUCACCGAGAACAGGGUCUUUUCACACAUGUUGCACCUUGAAGAGCUCAUUGUCAGCUACGAUGUGGUCAACUACUUUCGACACCCACCGCCCAAUCUCAAACGGCUUGCCAUCACUACCCAAGAGAUGUCGGAUCUAGAAAUAGCAUUCUGUCUCAAGAUACCAUCCCUGCGAAUGCUCGUCAUGAUGCGACCCGUCAAUCUAGCAGCGAAAGACAUCGACACAAUAUUCAGAUCAUACGACGGGAGAAGCCUGGACGUCAUUCUGGUUGAUGUGAACUCAAAUCACAGGACACCAAACAAGACUCGGAACUGGACAGAUCAAGAUGCAGUACGAAUCUGGGAAGCUGAUGUACCUGUCAGCUUUUACGGCGAUGAGGACGACAUCAUAUUAUGCGAUGCCUGGAUAUGGAAUCACGGAGUAGGUGGUACCCUAUGGAGUCAAGACAAGCGGCGGAUGGCAUCAUGGGAAGAGGUUGAGAAGCGUCUGGCCGGCCCAGUACACACGAUUGUUGAAGUGUAG
This is a messenger RNA of Alternaria arbusti, 630 nucleotides long. RefSeq lists its product as uncharacterized. NCBI's taxonomy places the organism in Eukaryota, Fungi, Ascomycota, Dothideomycetes, Pleosporales, Pleosporaceae. The coding region runs from base 1 to 630 and encodes 209 amino acids. The transcript is spliced from 2 exons. The record is from RefSeq and is a predicted model, not a curated record.